CUUAGUUUUCAUAAUUAAGAAAUUUACGUGGUUAAAAUAAGUUGAAGAGACCACUAGAUAGUGCUACUAGUCAGUACAUUUUCAAUCGCGCUUUUCGAGCCGUGUUAUACAGUCUCGAUGUGUAACCAGUAUAUCUUUAAUCGUGGUCAUGACGCAAACUACUUUGUGCACUCGCACUCUAUAGAUAGUAGAUCCACGCGGGAAGUUAUCCGAGUGUCUAACCUUAUUACAGAACAGAGUACGGACAGAACAAGAUAUACUUAUAUCUUUAAUCGUGCUUGUUAUUUAUUAGUUAUUUCCCAUAGAUAAUUAUAUGUUAUAUUGAAAAUAAAGAUAUAAUGUUUAAGAUGGUGCUAAAAAUUUGAAAUUCGAGUGUAAAUGUUUGUCCGUUGUUGUUUAAUAUACAGUAACACAGUUUAUGUCCGGUAAUUGCGUAGUUCAGUGAUAAAGUAUGAUAUAACUUAAUAUGAAUUCAGUGCAGUGCGAUAAAUUCAUAAACACAAAAUUCGUAUUAAGAUAGUUUUGAUAGUUUUGAACAGUUGGUACUUUUUUUAAAAUUUUUUUUUUUAUCAUAUUUCUUAUCUCACUCCGGGAGAACUAGUAGGUACCCAAUAUGUAAUGCAUGUGUGUAUUAAUAUGUAUGAUUGAGUGUUGCAAAUACAUUUUAAAUCAUCCUAAUGGUGCAAGUACCUACUCCAUACAUUUUUUUUAUAGAAAUGUGAAAAAGAUAAACAAAUGUCAAAAAUGUAUACUAGUAAUAAUGUACGUAAUGAAAGUUUUGAAUACAAAACUCCUAAAAAGAAAAUAUACGAUGGAAGUUCAACAGAGUUAAAUACUUAUACUGAAGAAAAAAUGUGUGAAAAAUAUAUUGAACAAAAUAUUACCGAUUCUUAUUCAAGGAAGAAUGUAAGCCAAAAAGAAAAGUCUGAAAAAAAUACCUUAGCAGAUAUUUCAUUAGGAAAUAAUUGUAGCAUGGAUAAUGAGAAUGUUCUAACUAAAAAACCGAAAAAGAAGAGAAAUCAUAAUAAAAGUUUAAAUUUAAUACAUAUAAAUACCAAUAAUGAUGCACAUUUCAGAACAUAUGAAAAAGUUAAUGAACAUAAUAUUAAUGAUCUCGAUUCCACCAAAAAUAUAAGCCAAAAAAGAAUGUCUGAAAUGAAUGCUUUGCUAGAUAUUUCAUUGGGAAAUGAUUUUAAUAAUGUUAAUGAGAAUGUUACAAGUAAGAAACCUAAAAAGAAGAAAAAACAUAAAACAAGUUUAAAUUCAAUAGAAAUAAAUACCUAUAAUGAUGUAGAUCACAGAACAUAUGAAAAAGAUAAUAAACAUAUUAUUGAUGAUCCUGAAUACACGGAAAAUAUAACUAAAAUAAAAAUGUCUGAAAUAAAUGAUUUAACAACUAUGAAACCUAAAAAGAAGAAAAAGCACAAUAAAAGUUUAAAUACCACCACUGAAGCAGCAAUCAAAUCAUUUGAUAGAACUUUUGUAGAAGUUAAUGAACAAAAUAUCAUUAACUCUUAUUCCAGGAAGAAUGUAAGUCGGAAGAGAAAGUCUGAAAUAAAUGCUUUAGCCGAUAUUUCAUUGGGUAAUAGUUGUAGCAUUGAUAAUGAGAAUGUUCCAACUAAAAAAACAAAAAGGAAGAAAAAUUGUGAUGAAUUCAAUGAAAAUUCAAUAGAAUUCAACACCAAUCAUGAUACAAAAAUCCAAAUAAUUGAAAGAAAUUAUGAGGUAGUUAAUGAUCAAAAUAUUAAUAAUUCUGAUUUUAGAGAAAAUAUAAAACAAACAAUAAAGUCUGAAUUAAACACAUCAUCAGAGAUUUCAUCGGAAAAUAAAUGUAGCAUGGAUUAUGAUAAUGUUGCAAUUAAGAAACCUAAAAAAAAGAAAAACCAUGAUAAAAGUUUAAACUCAAUAGAACUAAAUACCAAUAAUGAUGCAGUUAAUGAUUCCGAUUCCACAAAAAAUAUAAGCCUAAAAAGAAUGUCUCAAAUAAAUGCUUUACCAACUAAAUCACCUAAAAAGAAGAAAAAUCGUAGUAAAAAUUUAAAUUUAAUUGAAUUCAACACAAAUCAUGAUACAGAAAUUCAAAUAUUUGAAAGAACAUAUGAUGAAAUUAAUGAUUCGUAUUACGGAAAAAAUGUGAAGCCUGACUUAAACACAUUGUCAGAUAUUUUGUCGGAAAAUGAAUUGAGCAUGGAUAAUAAUAAUGUUUCAACUAAGAAACCUAAGAAAAAGAAAAAGCAUAAUAAAAGUUUGAACACAACAGAAUUAAAUACCAAUAAUGAUGAACAUUUCAAAACAUUUGAAAAAAAUAAUGAACAUAAUAUUAAUGAUUCUGAUUCCACUGAAUAUAUAAGCCAAAAAAGAAUGUCUGAAAUGAAUGUUUUGCCAGAUAUUUCAUUGGGAAAUGAUUUUAAUAAUGAUGAUGAGAAUGUUCCAACUAAAAUUCCUAAAAAGAAGAAAAAUCAUAAUAACAGUUUAAACUCAAUAGAAUUAAAUACCAAUAAUGAUGAACAUUUCAAAACAUUUGAAAAAAAUAAUGAACAUAAUAUUAAUGAUCCUGAUUCCACUGAAAAUAUAAGCAAAAAAAGAAUGUCUGAAAUGAAUGCUUUGCCAGAUAUUUCAUUGGGAAAUGAUUUUAAUAAUGAUGAUGAGAAUGUUCCAACUAAAAAACCGAAAAAGAUGAGAAAUCAUAAUAAAAGCUUAAAUUUAAUACAUUCAAAUACCAAUCAUGAUUCUGAAAUAUUUGAAAGAAUGUGUGAAGAAGUUAGUGAGCCAAAUUUGAAUAACUCUGAUACCAAAGUAUUAGCAUCUGCUUCACUGGAAAUUAAUGAUAGCUUAGAUAAUGAACAUCUUGCAACUAAGGAAUCUGAAAAGAGGAAAAAGCACGAUAAAAUAACUAACAAUCUUAGUUUGCCUAUGAUCUCCCAAAGCCAGAGUAGAUUAAAGACUCUGCUAAAUUCCAUGGAAUUAUAUAAUUUUGAGGAAUCAUCAACUAAUAAUACCAACAUUAAUUUAAAACGUUUUAAUUUAAUGAAGUAUCUAACAAAUAAAGACCCUUCACUAAAAAAUCAUCCUAAUUUCAAACAAAUAAAUGAACAUUUGUCUAAAAAAAUCAAACAAACCAUAAAUAAAAAAUGUGAAUUAAAAGCAUCAGAUAUUUUAUUACUAAAAACAAUUGGAAAAAUUAUUUUGAAAAAAAUUGUUGAAAAAAUUGAUUCUGCACAGGAUAUAAAAGAUUUAGUUAUUAAAUUACCACCUGAAUGUUUGGAAAAUAAAAUUCAUUUUAUUGAGACUACUUUAUGUAGAUUACCAAAUAAAAGCAAAAUGGAUAUUAUAAAGAAGCACAAUCCUCUGAUCAAACUAAGAGUAUUUAAUAAAGAUGAAGAUAAUAUGAUUCGAGAAUAUUGGUCAAAAUUUCAAAAGGAAUACAAUAUUUCAAAUAUUCUACCAUUCUUAUCUAAUGGUUUGGAAAUAGCUUUGAGUCCUACAGAAAGAUUACAAUUUAUUCGUUAUAUAUCUGCUGGACUUCCUAACCGAUUGUUAUAUUCUGUUUUUAAUAGAUUCAAUAUUCUGUUUAAUGAAUACCAAGACAAAACAUGUUUUAGUGAAGAAGAAGACCAAUUAAUUAUAAAAGUAGACAAAUGUGAUGCAAUUAAAAAUAAAUUUUCUGUAUUAAGUUUAAUUCUAAACCGAACUAGAUUACAGCUUUACAGAAGACAUGGAGUUUUAAAAAAUCAACAUAUAGAACGUGAAAAAUUUGUGUGGGACGAUCAAAAGCGGCAAGAACUAUUUACAAAUAUACUAUUAGAAACAAAUACAGAACAUUGGACACAUUUGAAAAAUCUGACAAUAACAAAGGACAUAUUUAUUAAAAUUGCAAAAAGACUCGGCAAAAAUAUUACUUAUAAUAAAGUUAGAUAUCAAUGGAACUAUUUAUAUACCAUGUUAUUUUGUGAAAAACCUAUUUUAAUGUCAACGUUCAACUUAACUGUGUUGGAAUUAUUAGAUCAGAUAAAUCCUAAACAUUGGUCGGAUUUGAAUUGGAUAGAAAUAACCAAUAAAUUGUAUCCAGGUGCAAAAAGUAAAGUUAUUUGUGGUUUUUUUCAUACUUGGAUUGAUAAGAAAGUCCCAUCAGACAUAAAAGAAAACGUCAGAUAUACAUUGGAUUAUUUAAAUGCACACAAAGUGGAUAAAUUAAAAAUAAGAAUUGAUAAAUAUGGCGAAAGAGAAUUUCCUAGGCUUACAGUUAAAGAUUAUGAUUUAUUAGUUAAUAAUCAAUAAAAAUGAUUAAUUGUUAUUUAAUACAUAAAUAUUAUUUUUUUUUUUAAAUAAACUUCUUCAAGGACGCCACACACUGCAGCGGUGGCGGUAAAAUUGUAUCCGGAUUCAUUUUGCGUAACCGCUACCGCCACCGCUGCAGUGUGUAGGGACCUUUACGGCUUUACCGAGUGUACGAAUAAAACCGAUACGACAUGCA
Acyrthosiphon pisum (pea aphid) is the source of this 4474-nucleotide messenger RNA. RefSeq lists its product as uncharacterized. Gene Ontology annotation, cellular component: nucleus. NCBI's taxonomy places the organism in Eukaryota, Metazoa, Arthropoda, Insecta, Hemiptera, Aphididae. Gene Ontology annotation, biological process: regulation of transcription by RNA polymerase II. Bases 736 to 4278 code for a protein of 1180 amino acids. The transcript has 8 exons. The record is from RefSeq and is a predicted model, not a curated record. Gene Ontology annotation, molecular function: DNA-binding transcription factor activity, RNA polymerase II-specific; RNA polymerase II cis-regulatory region sequence-specific DNA binding.